UCCUGUUUGUGUUUCAGAUGUGAAGCAAGCAAGGCCCAGGAGACAGUGGUGUUUCAAUGUGGUCAUUGUUUACCUCAUUUUACAGACCGCUCUUAAUGCCUUUCUCAUUUAUAAAGUUUUCACUGUGGAAUCUUCAGUGUCAGAGCCCCGGCUGGAAAGGCUGAUGUCGAGACUCCCUCUGGUUGGAGAAACCUUCCAGACUCGACUCUACAACAACAGUCGAGACACGGAGACCCUGAGGGGCCUUCUGUGGGCCCUGAAGAGCCAGGUGAGCAGGCUGUGUGGAGAGCAGGGUCCGCUGGAGAGACUGCAGGCUGGGCUGAUCCUGCUCAACAGCAGCACACACACCCUGGAGCGCCACGUGAACAGCAUCAGCCUCCAACCAGGACCUCCUGGUUCUCCAGGUAGAGAGGGGCUUCAAGGACCUCAAGGUGUGCCAGGAGAGAGAGGCCUCAAAGGUGACAGUGGUGUUGCUGGCCCUCUAGGACCUAAGGGUGAAAUGGGACUCAAGGGCCAACCUGGAGAGCCUGGAGUUGAUGGUCAAAUUGGUGAGUUUCAUAAUAAUUAUUU
Notothenia coriiceps (black rockcod) is the source of this 570-nucleotide messenger RNA. Its product is annotated as collagen alpha-1(XXV) chain-like. The record is from RefSeq and is a predicted model, not a curated record. NCBI's taxonomy places the organism in Eukaryota, Metazoa, Chordata, Actinopteri, Perciformes, Nototheniidae. The transcript is spliced from 5 exons. The annotation marks the transcript as partial.